GGGCGGGGCCUGCUCGCGGGGGCUUGUGGCUCCUUCCUGUACAGCCUCUCUCUUUCGCUCAGGCCCGUGGCGCCAGCAGGAUGGGCAAGUGUCGCGGCCUUCGUACUGCCCGGAAGCUCCGCAGCCACCGGCGCGAUCAGAAGUGGCAUGAUAAACAGUACAAGAAGGCCCAUCUGGGCACGGCCCUGAAGGCCAACCCUUUUGGAGGCGCUUCCCAUGCCAAGGGGAUUGUGCUGGAAAAAGUAGGGGUUGAAGCCAAACAGCCAAAUUCUGCUAUCAGGAAGUGUGUCAGGGUCCAGCUGAUCAAGAAUGGCAAAAAAAUCACAGCCUUUGUUCCCAACGAUGGUUGUUUGAAUUUUAUUGAGGAAAAUGACGAAGUUCUGGUUGCUGGAUUUGGUCGCAAAGGUCAUGCUGUUGGUGACAUUCCUGGAGUUCGCUUUAAGGUUGUCAAAGUAGCCAAUGUGUCUCUUUUGGCCUUAUACAAAGGCAAGAAGGAAAGACCAAGAUCCUAAGUUUUGAUGGGGAAAUCACAGUAGUAAUAAAUUUUCAUAUGCCUAAA
This is a messenger RNA of Eptesicus fuscus (big brown bat), 559 nucleotides long. RefSeq names its product ribosomal protein S23 (gene RPS23). Bases 81 to 512 code for a protein of 143 amino acids. Gene Ontology annotation, cellular component: cytosolic small ribosomal subunit; ribosome. NCBI's taxonomy places the organism in Eukaryota, Metazoa, Chordata, Mammalia, Chiroptera, Vespertilionidae. Gene Ontology annotation, molecular function: structural constituent of ribosome. The record is from RefSeq and is a predicted model, not a curated record. Gene Ontology annotation, biological process: translation. The transcript is spliced from 4 exons.